This is a messenger RNA of Suricata suricatta (meerkat), 438 nucleotides long. RefSeq names its product C-C motif chemokine ligand 5 (gene CCL5). The coding region runs from base 61 to 336 and encodes 91 amino acids. Gene Ontology annotation, molecular function: chemokine activity; CCR chemokine receptor binding. Gene Ontology annotation, cellular component: extracellular region. The transcript has 3 exons. The record is from RefSeq and is a predicted model, not a curated record. NCBI's taxonomy places the organism in Eukaryota, Metazoa, Chordata, Mammalia, Carnivora, Herpestidae. Gene Ontology annotation, biological process: lymphocyte chemotaxis; cellular response to interleukin-1; immune response.
UCCCUGCAGAGGAUUCUGAGACAGCAGGUGGAUCUCCCACAGCCUCCACCCACAGGUACCAUGAAGGCCUCCGCAGCUGCCUUUGCAGUCCUCCUCGCCGCUGCCGCCUUCUGCGCUCCUGCCUCUGCCUCCCCAUAUGCCUCGGACACCACCCCCUGCUGCUUUGCCUACCUCUCCCACCCGCUGCCCCUCAGCCACCUCCAGGAGUAUUUCUACACCAGCAGCAAGUGCUCCAUGCCAGCAGUCGUUUUUGUCACCCGAAGGAAGCGCCAGGUGUGUGCCAACCCACAGAAGAAAUGGGUGCGGGACUACAUCAACUCUCUGGAGAUGAACUAGGAUGGAGGGUGCCUUGAACCUGAACUUCUGCAAAGUUCCCUGCUGCUUCUUGCUCAUGUCCUAACCAGCGUGGGAGACUCCCCACCAACCCCUCCUCUCCCU